This is a messenger RNA of Esox lucius (northern pike), 3465 nucleotides long. RefSeq names its product V-type proton ATPase subunit S1-like protein. The coding region runs from base 312 to 1187 and encodes 291 amino acids. The record is from RefSeq and is a predicted model, not a curated record. Gene Ontology annotation, cellular component: proton-transporting V-type ATPase complex. The transcript is spliced from 8 exons. NCBI's taxonomy places the organism in Eukaryota, Metazoa, Chordata, Actinopteri, Esociformes, Esocidae.
CUUCUGCCUUGCUGUCUGCCUUCAGCCAGCCCACCCUGUCCUUCGAUCAAGUGCCUACUCUCCUGGACAGAAGGCCAGGGGUUCUCAAAGUCUACAUUCAAAGGUCCAAAUCUGAAUUUUCAUCAAUGACAAAGGUCCGGAACUAUUGAUGCAAAUUCCUGGAGGUGUCAGUGCUUUCCGUCCAUGCAGUGAACUAAUGCACACCUGAAUGAGCACGGAUUUCUAGCGCAUUUACUUGAAGCACAGAAGAGGACUACAUUACAGAUGUCCCCUACCCAGCUGUGAGAAUCAGAGCAGGUGGUCUUGAUGGAAUGAGCUUGGAGACUGAGGGUUAUGUCCCCACUAAAGAAAGCCCACUCAAAAGAUUCCUGAAGCCGCAUGGCUGGCACCACCUCAACCAGCAUGGCCAUGGAAAAGGCAAGAGAAAGCUGCUCCAGUCUCCCAUCCUCGGGCCCUACUCCCCUCUAAGCGUGGCCUACAAUGGUAAGACCUGCAUCCUGUUCAAAGCCAAGCGCUUGGCAGUCCGCUACAAGAAUCAUACCUUUAUAGACUUGACGGAGAAGACCUUUGGACCCAAUGCCCCUGUGGACACGAAGGGAUCCAUCUGCACCAAGGAGAAGGCUACGCUCUCGCUAAAAUUUGGAGAUGUAGAGGACCUUAGGGGACUUGUUAUCAGGCUGCAGAUGUCCAACACAUUUUACGAGUCGGCAGGGCAAAACUGGUUCACAUUAGACAGCGUCCAUAUUCACUACAACUGGACCCACGAAGCUACAUUCAACGCCAGCGAGGUGUACGCACCCGCCACUUCCUCCUACCACUGCCAGCAUGUCAGCAGUCAGCACAAAUAUGACACUCUCCUGGUGCCCAGCUCACACACCGACACAUCAGCUAACUGGCACAUCACUUUCACUGACUUCCAGAUCCAGGCGUUCAAUGUCAUGUCUGAUAAGUUUGCGUCAGCCAGUGACUGUGCUACCUUCCUGACUCCAGCCAUUCUAAUGGGCCUGGUGACAUCUCUGAUUUUGCUGUUGGUCCUGGCCUAUGCUUUGCACAUGGUGGUUCAUCUCAAACACAUUGACCGCUAUGAGGAACACAAAGCUAUGGUGUACUUUCCACGUAGGCUAAGCAAAGCUCUAGAACGCAGAGCCUCACAGCAGUCUGAGUUACCUGACAAGAACUGCCUGUGAGGGAGAGGAAGAGAGGAGAAGAUAGAGUGGGUGGUGAAUGAAAGAGGGAAAACAGCUGUGUUGAAACCACUGGGUUCUUCAUGUUUCCAAAGGUUUGUUUAAUAGUGACAACUACUGUACUUUGACUUAUUGGCUUUUGCUUGGUCUCCAUAUAGAAGACCAACAUGUUGACAUGUUAUCACUACUAAGCUAUCACAUUUUUUGGGACAUUACAACUAUUUGUCUACCCUCCUUCCUUCUUUCAUUGACCAAAACAAUCACAUUCAUCGCCUAUGCAAGGUUAUUGGAUGUUAAACCCUCUUGACAAUGGGGUUAGAGGUCAGGAAGUGACCAGGGGCUCUGGAGGGUCCAGAGGCUUUGACAACAGCUAGACGCUGAAACACACGAUUCAACAGUUAAAGACUGCAGCUAACUUUACCAUUAUCCAAGCCUACUAAAGGCCUUUACCCUUGGCAAAACUGGGUUUCUGGUUGUCAACUUUAAUCCCAUCUUCAAUAAUACCAGCAGGAAUCUUUCAUCACAUCUGAUGGCAUAUAAUCUGAAUUAGGUGCACGCUGUCAGAGGUUGAAUCAGGUGGUCUAGUACUAGCACAGUGUUUCUGAAAUGGUGUGUGAGGACCUACAGGUAAAUCAAAUACAGAUCAAGUUAAGAUAGUACUUGAGCUUGAAACUUAAAAAGUUUUUUGUGGGUCAUGGCACAAAACUAUUUGAGAACCACUGGUUCAGCACCUGGCUGGAGUGAUCUGAAUUGCGGGCUCCUCCUGAAUCUCUGGGGUUACUCACUCUAACCCUGGUGUAGACUUUUGGGACUUACUGUGAAAUGGACCUUGAACGGACCAGUCGCCAAUCUGAGACAGUCUACUAACUAGCACAAUAUGGGUUUGCUUGGCAGUUGCUAAUGGUUAACUCAACACUAAAGACUAAACAAGGAAAUAAGUUGCACAAAGAAUGCCCUUUUGAGGGAAACAAGACUCACUGAGUCUACGCAGUGUGCCCUGCAGAAAUUAGUUGUUAUGCCUUCCCCAAUAUGUUAAGAGAUUGUCAUAGUCCCCAUCCUUAGGAUGUCCUGAGUGGUCAAGAGAGAUAAAGGAGAUGCAUACCACAAAGAUGGGUUUUGGACUGCCAAAGUAAAGCUAAUGGAUUUUCCAUAACACAUGAUGAAGGAGAGACUAUGACAAUGUGAACUUGUGAAGUACAGUUACAAUGUAAAAACACAAAACACUCAAAUGUACAGAUGUAUCUCUCAGCUGAAGUCUUUUUUAUAUGCAGUUUAAUCAAUAAAUUAUAUUAGGUACAGGAAGGCUAUUCUACUAAUAAUCACAAGGAUAUACAGGACAAUGCUGUAGAUUUAUUAAGGUCUGUAUACUGUAUGAGCAUAGCUGUUUACUAUCGUUAGAUACAUACCAGUUAAGCACUGAGCUAUGAGAAUGGGUGAAAGGAUCAAUGCAUACUGAUUUUUUCUACAGUAUUACCAUAUUACAUUGUCUUAUAUUUGUCUUGAAAUGGACCAAACAUGACGCUAUAGAAGUUGACACAGUCAAGUUUAAAGGUAGACUCAACAAUAUGGCAUUAUUAUUAACAGUGGGGCAAAUUCAUGGUUAGGGCAUUUGACUAGUCUCCAAAUGGUACCUGGUUCUAAUGCCGCAACUGCCAGUCAACACAAUGUCGUUCUGUCCCCAAGCAAGACACAUAACUGUAAUUACUCCUCAUCCUGUAACAUUCACUCCAGGUCAUUGAUGUAAAUAUGAAUUGGUUCUCUAUCGACUUGCCUGGUUAAAUAAUAGUACAGAAAAUAUAUUAAAAGACACAAUAAUCCACAGUUUUCACAUCUGCCAAUAUUUUUAUUAUUGGUUCCAGUCUUGGCAGCAUAAUACUGUGUGUUGGUGUCGAUUUCUGAACACAGAAUUUCUCAAACAUUGUGUAUCAAGACUGUUAUAAUGCUGAGUCUACCUGGGACUCAACUGGGAUAUUCCAAAGCAAAUGUAAACAUAGGGAUGAUACAUAUGGAAUGCCGUCGGUCCACAGGUACAUAAAGGCCAUUAUACUCCAGAGACAAAACUAUCAACCAGUAACAGCAUCCAUGACACUAUUACAGAAUAACACUCAGCAUGUAAGUAGAGAUCUUACAGUACAUUCGAUAUGGCAGUUCUGUCAGUCUGUAGGAGUGUAAAAUGUGUACUUUGGUCAUAAAUGUAUACUACAAACGAUGAGUCCAGUGAAGGAUGUUUUUUCACUGACAAACGUAUGUAGUUUAAUCAAUAAACAAUAAUCAAAGGAAA